Molecule: messenger RNA, 990 nt
Organism: Paralichthys olivaceus (Japanese flounder)
Lineage: Eukaryota; Metazoa; Chordata; Actinopteri; Pleuronectiformes; Paralichthyidae
Source: RefSeq, a predicted model, not a curated record
CCUGGCGUUGCACCCGGAGCGCUCCCUGGUGGCGACGGGUCAGGUGGGGAAGGAUCCCUACGUGUGUGUGUGGGACUCCUUCACCGUCCAGACUGUGUCCCUGCUCCGUGACGGACACACGCACGGCAUCGCCUGCCUCGCGUUCAGUUCUGAUGGACAGCGGUUAUCCUCGGUCGGCCUGGAUGCCAAGAACACAGUGUGUAUCUGGGAGUGGAAGCGAGGAAAGAUCCUGGCUACAGCCACCGGACACUCGGACAGGAUCUUCGACGUCUGCUGGGAUCCGUUUCAACAACACCGUCUGGUGAGCUGCGGAGUCAAACACAUCAAGUUCUGGUCUCUGUGCGGAAACUCGCUCACUGCAAAGAGAGGGAUUUUCGGGAAGACGGGCGACCUGCAGACCAUCCUGUGCGUGGCGUCUGCUAAAGAUGACAUCACGUACUCUGGCGCGCUCAAUGGGGACAUUUACGUCUGGAAGGGACUCAGCCUGAUACGAACCAUUCAGGCCGCUCACGGGGCUGGAAUCUUCAGCAUGUAUUCCUGUGAGGAAGGUUUCGCCACAGGAGGCAGAGACGGCUGCAUGCGACUGUGGGAUGUCGACUUCAAACCAAUCACCAAGAUCGACCUGCGGGAGGCGGAGCAAGGAUACAAAGAUCUGUCUAUUCGUAGCGUCUGCUGGCGAGCCGACCGGAUCCUGGCAGGAACGCAGGACAGCGAGAUCUUUGAGGUGAUGGUGAGGGACCGGGACAAGCCGCUUCUGAUCAUGCAAGGACACAGCGAGGGCGAGCUCUGGGCGCUGGACGUUCACCCCAAAAAACCUCUGGCUGUCACCGGCAGUGACGACCGCUCCGUCAGGUUGUGGAGUUUGGUGGAUCACGCCCUUAUUGCUCGGUGUAACAUGGAGGAGGCGGUGCGGAGCGUGGCGUUCAGCGUGGACGGAUCCCAGCUGGCUCUGGGUAUGAAGGACGGAUCCUUCACUGUGCUGAGAGUCAG